Molecule: messenger RNA, 4857 nt
Organism: Neolamprologus brichardi
Lineage: Eukaryota; Metazoa; Chordata; Actinopteri; Cichliformes; Cichlidae
Gene: cnot4a
Product: CCR4-NOT transcription complex, subunit 4a
Biological process (GO): protein ubiquitination
Cellular component (GO): CCR4-NOT complex
Molecular function (GO): metal ion binding; RNA binding; ubiquitin-protein transferase activity
Source: RefSeq, a predicted model, not a curated record
CCACUCCCUCCUCCCAACUAUAAUGCUAGCUAAGAUGGUGGUUUGAGCGUAAAUUGUCUCCACAAUACCAAGAAAAGAAAGGGGCAAAACAUCUUUAUAGCCUUUUAAUUACAACAGAACAACACAACUGCUGGUGUCUUACGUGACCCUCUAUAGAUAUUUUGACAUUUCAGAUACAUUGGCUCGCAGUCCCCGCCCAAUUUAGUGUGACUCCCUUGGAGAGGAAUCCUAAGCUAAAUACGGACAGGCCCUGUGCUCUGUGAUCCGCUUCAGUACUCAGCCUUGCUGCGCCAUAGGAUGUCCCACAGCCCUGAAAUGAAGGACGACCCCAUGGAGUGCCCACUGUGCAUGGAGCCGCUGGAGAUUGAUGACGUCAACUUCUUCCCCUGCACCUGUGGCUACCAGAUCUGCCGCUUCUGUUGGCACCGCAUCCGUACAGAUGAGAACGGCCUCUGCCCCGCAUGCAGAAAGCCUUAUCCAGAGGACCCUGCUGUGUACAAGCCUCUGUCACAGGAGGAGAUCCAAAGGAUAAAGAAUGAAAAGAAGCAGAAACAGAAUGAGAAGAAGCAAAAGGUGACAGAAAACCGCAAGCAUCUGGCCAGUGUCAGAGUGGUCCAGAGAAAUCUGGUGUUUGUGGUGGGGCUCUCGCAGCGACUCGCUGACCCAGAGGUCCUAAAACGGCCGGAGUAUUUUGGGAGGUUUGGGAAAAUCCAUAAAGUGGUCAUCAACAAUAGCACAUCUUACGCAGGUUCACAGGGGCCUAGUGCCAGCGCUUAUGUUACUUACAUCCGCUCUGAAGAUGCUCUAAGAGCAAUACAGUGUGUGAACAAUGUGGUUGUUGAUGGCAGAACACUCAAGGCUUCUUUAGGCACAACAAAAUACUGCAGUUACUUCCUCAAAAGUAUGCAGUGUCCCAAACCUGAUUGUAUGUACCUACAUGAGUUGGGGGAUGAAGCAGCUAGCUUUACUAAAGAGGAGAUGCAGGCAGGAAAACAUCAAGAGUAUGAGCAAAAACUCCUCCAAGACCUCUAUAAAAUUAACCCUAGCUUUCUACAACCUCCAGCUUGUGGAACAGAAAAGUCAAAGAGUAAAGCUAACUCCACACAGAGAACCAACAGUAGCAAUGGUAAAGAUGGGUGGCCGACGCUGUCAGGGCAUAACAAACUGUCCAACGGGCUUUCAGAAGACCGCAAGUCCCCUCCACUGCUAGACUAUCUAGACCAAGAAGCUAUUACUUCAGAUGGGCUAGAAACAGAGCUAGGUCCAGGCCAGCGUACUGCCUUGUCCCCCUUCUCCUCUAACUGUGACAGUAACAGUCCCAGUGACAAACCUCCAGAGUCUAUCGGCAUGGUAAAUGGCGAGACUUUACAACAGAUACCCACAAGUGACUCGCCCUCCCCUCCCCCGGGUUUAACUAAGCCCAGCCUGGUAGUGCCCAUCAGCAUGUCAGACAUCACAGCCCGUUCGCCCUUUGAGGGUGCUGCAGCUGAGUCCCAGUCACUCUUUUCAGACAACAGUAACUUCAGACAUCCAAACCCCCUCCCUGCUGGUCUGCCACCCUUCCCCAGCUCCCCUCGCGGCAGUUCCGACUGGCCUAUGACCCCUGAACCACAGAGCCUCUUCACAUCAGACACAAUACCAGUGUCGUCCUCCACAGACUGGCAGGCGGCCUUUGGCUUUGGCUCGUCCAGCAAACAGCAGGAUGACGACCUAGGCUUUGAUCCCUUCGAUGUGACUCGCAAGGCUUUGGCCGACCUGAUAGAGAAGGAGUUGUCAGUACAGGAUCAGAGCCCUUCAUCCCCAGGGCCCCUCACCCAGGGGAGCAACCAUGGACCCAGCCUGCCACCCUCCAACCCUAACCCCAGCGCUUCCCAUCACUUCCCCAGUGGCCUCCCACGUGUCCCACAGCACCACAGAACCAUCUACAGCUCCUUCAGUUUCCCCAGCACUCACAACAGCCAGGCCAGUCAGCAGCAGCCAGCUGCCAGACACCCCUGGUUGGGCGUGCCCACACGGAAUAACCUCACACACUUGAACCACUCAGCCAGUGCUGCCUCACACAGUAAUUUUCUGGACCUGAAUCUGCCGCCUCAGCACAACACAGGGCUGGGAGGGAUCCCCAUCUCAGAAAACAGCAGCUCUAUAGACGGCUUAAAUGUGAAAGAGUGGCAGGAUGGUCUCAGGGCUCUUCUGCCCAACAUCAAUAUCAACUUUGGGGGCCUCCCAAAUUCCUCGUCCUCUUCCUCCUCCUCAUCCUCCAACAGUGUUAACCACAUUGGUGGGCCAGCUGGACCUGCAGGCAUGUCGCACAGCCUGAGCUGGGACGGCACAGGCAGUUGGAUGGACCCCGCUAUUAUUACAGGCAUCCCAGCCUCAGCCGGCAACAGUUUAGACUGCCUCCAGGACGAUAACCCACCACACUGGCUUAAAUCCCUGCAGGCGCUCACAGAGAUGGACGGCCCCGCCAGCUCAGCGAUGCCCACUCCCCAGCCCCUCCACAGCAGCCUCCUCGAUGCCCACAUCCCUCUUCACCACAGAGCCGCCGCCGGCUGGGCUCCCUACCUUCCCCCUCCCACAGCCAAUCCCGCCAGUCAGUUCCACUCCCCUCCCCCAGGCUUCCAGACCGCCUUCAGACCCCCAGGACAGCCCUCCACAGAGCUGCUACAGAGUGCCGCUGUGGACCGCCACUGAACACAGACUACAGCAGACACCCAUCCAUUGCCCCACUACCACUUUAUACCCACUCAUCUUGUACCCUCCCCCUCCCCCUCCCAAUGCAAUACACACCAAUCUGCAGAGUAUGAAAAAUUAACAAAGUAACAAACAUGCUUUCAUCUUUUUUCUCUUCAUCCUUCCUUUUUGUCCACUCUGAAGGCAUUUUAUUUUGUUUUUGUUUGUGGCACACAAGUUAUCAGUACCUUUUUGUCUGCUGCCAUCACCACUCCUUAGGCCUAGUUCUGGGUGUAACAUGGGAUUCAUUAUGUAGCUUACUGUUAACGGAGAGCACAAGAAUCAAUAUAGGAUCGAGCACCCAGUGGUGACAUGAGAGUUAACUCCACAAACUGGCAAAUAAACAAAUUAGCUGAUGUGAGGUCUUUUUAUUUUAAAAGUAACUAAUGAUUAAGCAUGAACAGCAUUUGUGUUUUUGAAAGUUGAAGUCUUGAUUAGUUUUCGAGGAAUGAACCAAGCUGUGAAUCUGCUCUUUGAAGCUUUGCCCCAAAGACCCUCAUCCUCCCCAGUUUAACAGGAGUCUGUGAAACGGUUAAUUCUUACAGUUGUGUCGAGAAUAAGGAGAGAUGAUAGAGGGAAGCCCUUUUCAGACAUGGGAUUCGUGACAUCACCUCGUUCAAAGGGAGUUGUCAUUCUGACUUGAGUCACUUUUAUAUUUAUGUUUAUUCAGAUAAAUAAGGGAAGGGAGACAAAAAAGAAAAGACUGGCUGCUUUGGUGGCAAAAAAUAUUCUCAGCAUCUCCUACCGUACCCUGCUUCUUACACACAGGCAUCGUGACAGAUCUGUCUUUGGAAAUAGGCAAAUCACAUCAAAGAGGAUUGUAGUAAUCACAUUGUGAACGAGAAAAGGAGUCGAUUAGAUAAAAUAUCAUUGUGUACAUGUAAUUGCUGUUUAGAGACGCCUCCUAGUGAAUCAUCAUCCUGUGCGUGCCUAUCCGCCAACAUGCCUGUGUGCAAUCAAACUUCAAAUUGAUUUGUAAAUGCCGUCAGGUCUAGCCGUACAAGACGGUGAUUGAAAUACAGAAAAAGUGACCAUCUAGACGUUUAGCUGAUGUGUAAGAUUAACAAAAAGAAGCGCAUGUCUGAAGGGGGCUGGAGAGAAGAGGGGUUGGUCUUAGCUUUUUGUUGAGUGGGUUUAAAAAUGAAUAAAUAAAACGAAACCUCAAAAACAAAAAAAGCUGAGAAUUGGUUAGUAAAGGUCAAGAUGCAGAUGAGACAGGGGAGUUGAGGGCACAGGCUAUGCAUGGGCUCCCUGUUAGGUAAGGACACAAAUGGCCUGCUUUGAGAGGCCACUUGGCUCACAUUCUCUUUAGUCGAGGGGAACUCCCAUUGGCCCCGUCCUGCUGGAGGGAAAAUUUUGCUGAACCUCUGUAUCAGAGGAUAGAGCAUCGCCUAACCGCAGGGAGCCAGGGCUUUGGGAGAUCGUGGCACACAUCCUGAGCACUAGGGUUAGACUCACAGUGCCACUGUGUGGUACCUACAAUAGCUAGCCCUAACAUGGACAGCCACCACUUAGUAAGGACAAUGACUAGAUGGAUGAGGAUAUGUCGAAUACUAACGAGGGUAAUAAAGGGGUUAACAGGUCCCUUUGUUUGACCCACGAGGGCUUAAACGAGGCCUUAAAAUGGACAGAUGAGAGAGAGAGAGGAGCUUUAGCGAUAGGAAGGAGAGCAUCAGGACUGCUGAAAAAUAUGCAAUAUUGUACAUGACUUUGACAACUGUAUUUGAUCAUGUGUCACAAAGGAAGGUGCCGCAAGACAAUACCAAGUACUGUAGUAGUGAUUUAAGGAGCCUUUAGGAUUUGAAAUCAACCUCUCUGACCACCACCUUUUUUUCUUUUUGAAGUCUUAAUUCUGAUCUGUGUUCGCUCUCUCUACCGCUCUCUUCUCUCUCGAUCUUGCUCUGUCUCUCUGAUCCCCAUCCUCCCCCCCUGCUGUUCUCUAUUUAACAGUAUUCACAAAAUGAACAAAGUCAUCCAGGAGAAACCAACACAGAGUCAUACAAUGGGUUUUAACAUGAUGUUGCAAGGAAAAAAUAAACAAAACGACAAAUUUGAGGCGCUUAAAGGAAGUGAACUGUCCUCUGCAGGUCUGGAAAAAUGAACCUUAAAUAAAACUAAAAACUCUGA